Molecule: messenger RNA, 2771 nt
Organism: Morone saxatilis (striped sea-bass)
Lineage: Eukaryota; Metazoa; Chordata; Actinopteri; Moronidae
Product: thrombospondin-2-like
Exons: 16
Coding region: 1-2391 (796 amino acids)
Biological process (GO): cell adhesion; negative regulation of angiogenesis
Cellular component (GO): extracellular region
Molecular function (GO): calcium ion binding
Source: RefSeq, a predicted model, not a curated record
AUGUGUGUGUAUGUAUAUAAAGAUAAUGAAGAUGGCUGGUCCCCAUGGUCUGAGUGGACUGACUGUUCAGUCACCUGUGGACGUGGAGGGCAGCAAAGGGGCCGAUCCUGCAAUGGCAUCACGCCGUCCUGUGCUGGCCCAUCAGUCCAAACCCGCAGCUGCAUGCCGAUGAAGUGUGACCGCAAGGUACGUGCUGAUGGGAACUGGGGCCUUUGGUCUCCUUGGUCUGCAUGUACGACCACUUGUGGUGAAGGCAACAUCACAAGAGUACGUCUCUGCAACAACCCCCCACCACAGAAGGGGGGCAAAGGCUGCACGGGCAGCAACAGGGAGACGCAACCAUGCAACAAUACACUCUGCCCCAUUGCCGGAGGCUGGACAGGCUGGACUGAGUGGUCACUCUGCUCAGAGUCGUGUGGGGGAGGUCUUACAAUUCGCCAACGGGAGUGUUUGAACCCUGCUCCUCAACAUGGUGGGAAGCCUUGUGUUGGAGAUGCUGUGGACUAUGAAGCCUGCAACAAACAACCAUGUCCUAUAGAUAUAUGUUUGCUGUCAAAUCCAUGUUUUCCUGGAGUGGAGUGCACAUCACAUAUCGAUGGAUCAUGGGAAUGUGGACACUGUCCAUUGGGUUUAAGUGGCAAUGGCACUCACUGUGAGGAUGAGAAUGAGUGUGAAGUGGAGGGUGUGUGUGUCACAGAAUGUGUAAACACAGACCCUGGUUACUACUGUCUGCCCUGUCCUCCUCGCUAUAAAGGCACUCAGCCAUAUGGCCUUGGACUGCAGCAAGCCCAGAGAACCAAGCAGGUGUGUGAACCAUACAAUCCUUGCAAAGACAACACACACACCUGCCACAAGUAUGCUGAGUGUGUGUACCUUGGCCUGGCCUCUGAGGUUUUGUACAAGUGUGUGUGUGCUGUCGGGUUUGCGGGUGAUGGCUUCCUGUGUGGUGAAGACGCUGAUCUGGAUGGUUGGCCCAACAACAAAUUAAUCUGCAAGCUGAAUGCAACCUAUCACUGUCAGAAGGACAAUUGCCCCAGGAUACCAAACUCUGGACAGGAAGACCUGGACAAGGACGGACAGGGAGACGCCUGUGAUCCUGAUGACGACAAUGAUGACAUCCUAGAUGAGAGGGACAACUGCCCGCUGGUGUACAACCCUCGGCAGUUUGACUCUGACAGAGAUGGGGUCGGGGACCGCUGUGAUAACUGUCCAUUUGAUAGCAACCCACUGCAGACAGACACUGAUGACAAUGGAGAGGGAGACGCCUGCAGCAUUGACAUGGAUGGAGAUGAGGUUCUGAAUGACCGUGACAACUGUCCCUUAGUUUACAACACUGACCAGAGGGACACAGACAUGGAUGGAGUUGGAGACCAGUGUGACAACUGUCCCCUUCUACACAACCCACUACAGCUUGACUCUGACAGUGACCUGGUGGGGGACAUGUGCGACAACAACGAGGACAUUGAUGAGGACGGCCACCAAAACUCUUUAGACAACUGUCCUUACAUUGCUAAUAGCAACCAGGCUGACCAUGACAAGGACGGGAAGGGAGACGCCUGCGACCAUGACGACGACAACGACGGUAUCCCUGAUGACCGGGACAACUGCAGACUGGUGCCCAACAGGGACCAGCUGGACUCUAAUGGUGAUGGUAGCGGAGAUGCAUGCUUUGACGACUUUGACAAUGACAGUAUUCCAGAUGCGCUGGAUCCCUGUCCACUGAACCAGGAUAUUGGGUCAACAGACUUCAGGAAGUUUCAGGUUGUUUUGUUGGACCCUAAAGGCACCACGCAGUCUGACCCUCUCUGGGUGAUCCGCAGCCAAGGCACUGAGCUGCUGCAGACAGCGAACUCGGACCCUGGCAUCGCUUUAGGAUAUGACAAGUUCAGCUCUGUAGACUUUAGUGUGACAUUUUAUGUGAAUACCAACCGAGAUGACGACUACGCAGGCAUUGUGUUCGCCUACCAAUCCAGUCGACGCUUCUAUGUCGUCAUGUGGAAACAGGUUUCUCAGGCCUACUGGGAGAAAAAGCCUUCCAAAGCUUUUGGCACAGCGGGAGUCUCGAUCAAACUGGUCAACUCGACCACAGGACCAGGAGAAUAUCUACGCAAUGCUCUGUGGCACACUGGAAACACCAGACAACAGGUCAGAACAUUGUGGCAUGACCCCAAUAAAAUUGGCUGGAAGGACUUCACAGCCUACCGCAUGCACCUUAUCCACAGACCCAAGACUGGGUUCAUUAGGGUGGUGGUGUAUGAGGGCAGGGAGAUUUUAUCCGACUCGGGGGCGGUGUACGACCACACCCUGGCUGGAGGCAGACUGGGACUGUUUGUCUUCUCUCAGGAACACGUCCUCUUCUCAGACCUCAGAUAUGAGUGCAGAGAUAACUGAACAACCCACCAGAGGUCCACAUAAUUUCAGAAAAUCUGAAUACAACUGAGAGAGAGAGGAUGCACCAGACCCAGAACCUUUAUCCUGCCAAGACUAUCAAUUAGUGACCGUCAUCUAUCUAUCAGCUUUUUAUGCGACAGCAUUGAUUUCCAGCUGUCUCAUUCGCUGUAUAUUACUGUAAGAAUCAGACAGCAUUUUUAGUGACAGUAUACCCUUUUGUUGCUUUUCAUUUGCUUUUUGCUAAUGGUUGUAAAUAUUUAUUUAUUGCCAGAUGCCAGAUAUGAAACGGAGAGAUGGGAGAAUAAAUUGAUGAUGGAGUAAGUAGAGCACUGUGCAGAUGUCUGCUGGGAACUUAACAAUAAAAUACUUUUUUACUUUUU